GACUUCUCUGUGAGCUCACAAUCUUAUUUAUUUAUUGAUUGAUUUAUUUAUUAAUGAGAAAUCCAGGAAUGUGCCAGAAGGUUUGGUGCAGGAAUUAUAAUAGAAUAUAUAUAAUACAAUUUAUUAAAACUAUUAAUUGUAGUAAUUGUGGCUAAAUUGUAUGCAUGCUUAGUAAUGCAUAAACAUCAACGCAUGUAAGAAACGUUCAGCUGGUCCUAGCACGCGCUCGGAGCCCCUCCCGGUAGGCCUGCGCGUGGUCUCGGCGGGGGGGAAACGCCGGUGCGCGCGCGCCGUCCUGUCUCGAUUCAAACUUAAUCCCGGAUUAACGGAGUGUCUGGCUAACAAGCGGAAGAGGGAAAGUUUUGUUCGUGCGCUCUGCUCUCCGUUACAAAGCACCUGAAAUGCGAUCCACAGGAGCGCUUUUCCUCCUCUCCGUGUGCGCGUUAACGGCGUACUACAUCUACUCGCCCAUUCCGGAUAACAUAGAGCAGAGAUGGAAGCUCAUGAUCACCGACUGCUUCUUCAGGAGUUUGAGUCACCUGGCAGACUUCAGCGAGCUGCUAGGUCUGACGGACUACAUGGAUGUGAUGAUGUUCAUCACGUUCCUAGAAAGAGUGGUACCUGUGUCUGACGAGCGGGUGAAGGUGGCGGAAGAGCAUUUUGACGGCGUGGAGGUGGUGGUGUAUGAACCCAGGCAGGAUAGAGGAACAGGCGAGAUGAAGAGAGCCAUCAUCUACCUGCAUGGUGGAGGAUGGUGUCUGGGCAGCUCUAAAAUGGGCCCGUACGAUCUCCUGUCCAGGCAGAUGGUUACAGAACUAAACGCAGUGGUUGUUUCUGUAGAGUACCGCCUGGCCCCUCCGUACCACUUCCCUGUUCCAUUUGAGGAUGUGUACCGUGUAGUGAAGUAUUUCCUUCAGCCUGAUGUUCUGGACAGGUACGAGGUGGAUCCAGAGCGUGUUGCAGUGUCAGGGGACAGUGCUGGAGGGAACCUGGCAGCCGCUGUAACACAGCAGCUGCAGCUGGAACCAAACCAGCAUGUGAAACUAAAAGCGCAGGCUUUAAUCUAUCCAGCCCUGCAAGCACUGGAUCUCAACACACCGUCAUACCAGCAGAACCAGCACAUGCCAAUCCUGCCACGGACACUCAUGGUACGCUUCUGGAGUGAGUACUUCACCAGCGACAAAUCAUUUCUCACCACCAUGUUGACCAACAACCACAACAGUGCAGAAUCCAUUGCGCUGCUCAAAUUUGUCAACUGGAGCGUCUUCCUGCCUGAGCCAUACCGCCGGGCAUACAACUACAGCACCCUGUCUAUAUCGACAGACAAAACCUCUUUGUCGCUAGCAGACCCGCGGGCGUCGCCAUUACUGGUGCCUGACGCUGUGUUGCGUCGGCUGCCUAAAACCUACAUUCUGACAAGUGAGUACGAUGUGCUACGUGACGACGGCAUGAUGUAUGUAACACGUUUGCGUCUGGCUGGCGUCGAUGUGACACACGAACACUACGAAGAGGGGUUUCAUGGCACAAUUAUGUUCACGCUGUGGCCCACCGAGUUCGAAGUCGCCCGCAGAAUUGUGGACAAUUAUCUGCUGUGGCUCAAGGAAAAUUUGUAAAAAUAUAUUUGCUACAGAAUUGGUUUACAUACCUUGUCUCAGAGGUCCUUCCCAGCACCAAGCUGCAUAUAGAUGUUGCUUUUUCACAUUUUGUCUGUUUUUUUCAUGUGUUGGAGUGUUUCCUGAUUUUAAAAGGGCACAGUCUGAUUUACUGUUAUAUUAUCAAGAUGUAACAUUUUUAUGACUCAUAACUAGAUCUGGCUCAUAGAUACAAACAAAGCAGAGAAAUGGAUUUUUUUUUAUCUCUGUCAGUCUCUUGAUUUAUGCCAGUAUAACAGUAUGCCAGGGUUUUUUUUAAAGUCUCAUUUAUUUACUGACAUCUUUGGACAUUCUGGUAAUCUCUUUUGUGUUUUUUCACUCUUUAGACUUAAUGGGGUUUAGUUUAUCAAGCAGUAAAGUAAGAGUGUCUCCAAUGCACCUGAUUUAUUUUAAUGUAUAACUGUGAAAUCCUGGUGGUAAUUUGCAUAGGUUUUAUUCAGUUGAUUUCUUUCAUCAUAGCUGCAUUCUUAAGUGCCUCAGAAAGUGUGUGCACAGAACAACCAACAACCGAGGAGUGUUAAAAUGUAGGUUUUGCAACUUUUCACAACUGGGCUUUUAAUUCCACUCACGAUAAGUGAAGCAUGCAGUGAAGUAACACGGUCAGGCUGAUUUAUAGCCCAUCCUACCCACACACACCUCCUCAAUACUACUCCAGCUCUGGUUUAUAUUAAAGCACUCAUUCUAAAACAUUAGUGUUUCUAUAGUAAUGUGUAAUUCACAGGGACUUAUAUGGUGUACACUCCACAAAAACAGAUUUAAAAAAAAAUGUGUAGCAGUUUUGGAAGGAAUCUCUAGUGUCAGCACUUUGUAACAGUCAAGUGGAAGGAAAAAGAGAGGCUGAUGAGGGAACAACUGUUUAUACCUACUAUAAAAGAAGUGACUAACUAAGUAACUAAUUUGUUUCAUGGACAUUCCACAACAUUAAAUGUAACUAUAAAUGGAUAAAAAAGUAUUACGUGUUGUUCUUUAAUAAAUAAAACAAAUGUUAGCAAAUUGAUGUGGUAUACACAGGAUAGCAUACGAUAUUAAGUCACAUCAUGAUUUUAAGUUUAUUUUAACCUUAACAGCUACAAGCAAAACUAUAUUAAAUUGCAACGCAAUGACAGAAGUCAAUGUCUCUAAAAGUUUAUCUUAGUACAUGACAAAACCACAGUCGUUAAUACAGAGGUGCCAACAUCUAUGGUUUAGCCAUAGCAUUUAAGAUUUUCGACCCCUUGCUACGACAAUAUGGGAGACAGCUAAGAACUACACUUUCCUGCUUUUUCAGCUAAAGCAACUUU
Molecule: messenger RNA, 2932 nt
Organism: Pangasianodon hypophthalmus (striped catfish)
Lineage: Eukaryota; Metazoa; Chordata; Actinopteri; Siluriformes; Pangasiidae
Gene: aadac
Product: arylacetamide deacetylase
Exons: 5
Coding region: 402-1613 (403 amino acids)
Cellular component (GO): membrane
Molecular function (GO): carboxylic ester hydrolase activity
Source: RefSeq, a predicted model, not a curated record